Messenger RNA from Somion occarium, 1832 nucleotides. NCBI's taxonomy places the organism in Eukaryota, Fungi, Basidiomycota, Agaricomycetes, Polyporales, Cerrenaceae. The record is from the annotation of a GenBank genome assembly.
ACACCUGCUGCUCAGAGUAGCCUCGCCACUUCCAUCUCUUGUUUAGCUGGGUACGCAGCGGGUACCAGUGACAGUUCCAAUGCAUGUGGAGUAUUAUAUCCAGCGGAACAUUCUGUGCCCUCCUUCUGUCCAUAGAUGCUCCAAUUCCUUCUCAGUCUCAAACAAAACCUCAUCCGGCGAACUGCGCCCGGUUCAAUCACCUCCAAGGGACCAAAUGCUGCAUGACUACGUGGAUGCAAAGGUUUAGCUGACUCAGUCUGACAGUGUACCAGCAGCACAGUUGGUCGCGACUCAUAGUUUGUUGGGGAUCGUCGGACAAUCGAGCUAUUUUCUCAUCGAGUUGCCGCAUGCACUGCUCUUAGGGCUAACCUCGCAACAUUCUGUUUACUCUCGGCUAGUUGGACUUCGCUACGUGUGGACUCGGCCAAAGUUAAUCAAUUUGCCGCCGAAAAGUCGUUAACAUUCUGGACUGUGACCAAAAACAAAUCACAGAGCACAGACGCGCGGAAGACAUGCACCAACUAAACUGAUGCGGUGUCACUCCAUCUCAUAAUCACUUUCGACCUCUGCCCUACACGAGAUUCAUCAAACAUCCAACACUAAUUAUCGUGCCUGAAGUUACGUUGUUCUCGCUCCAGUUUCAUCCAUUUGCCACGAUGUGACUCGAUUGGCUUUCCGAUCUCACAGAUGUACAUACAUUGCCGCUUCCUCACCGGGAAAUUUGCCUGCGCCAGUGUCGGGUAGUCAUUAAAAGGAAAGUGUACGCGCUGCCUCGCGUUUUCGUAUAUAAUAGACUGAGUUCAUGCUGUCACCCAACAUUCUACACGGUUCCUUCCUCUCAUCUUCAUCUGUUUAUUCCUCACACUCUCCUCACAAUGAGCAGCGGCGCUGUCAUUAAUCACCCUUGUAUCGUAUGCUGCAGACCCACCUCGAUGUGGUGUAGCCGAUGCCAGAGUGCUUGGUAUUGUUCUCCAGAACACCUCCAAGGCGACUGGCAACGUCAUCGCAGAGAGUGCAUUCCUGCUAGUGCAAACCAGCAAACGGUGAUUGCCACUCCCCCGCCUAUCCAAGAGCAGUUAAUCACUGUCUCUGCCAUCCUUUUCGUGGCCGAGGAAGAAAGGUCACGAAUUGUGCCCAUACAAUGUCGACCAGCGGGGCCCGGAUCGCCAAGCGCAUGCCCUGUACCUCUUGUGCACGAGUACUUCCUGGAGGGGCCUCCCAGCACCAUUGUUUUAACCACGGGCUUAAAUGGCGAGCCACUCAGGUUUCCCCUUCACAUAUUCUAUUGUCCAACUUCACUGCAACGUGGAGCGCCCAUAAACCGAGGUAUCUAUCGCAUUACCUCCGGAGCGGCCGCCAGACCUUGGUGCGGGACAGUUGUUGUCCUCAAAUUCAACGGUACUCGCCGUCAAGGUUAUUCCGAUGCUGGUGGAAAUGACCUGCCCGCCCUUUCCGCGUAUUUCCUCGCUUUCAAGUAGGAUGCCACUCACCAUAGAUGCUUCCAAAUUUCGAACCUAUUUAUCGCCCCAAGCGCGUGGGGAAGCCGAAUUUCUCAUUCUAAUUAUCUUCUUGUGUUCGUAUGACGUGUUGAAUCGAAUGACCCGUUUAUCUACUUCAUAGAGGCACAUUAGCGUAGCUGUCGCAGUUGAGUUAUGUAGGCACUCGUUAUGUGUGAUUGCUACUAGAGAUUGUAUUUUGUAUUUACAAACUGGACUAUAUCAUAACACAACAUUUCGAUUAAUUUGAGAUCGCCGCCGGCGAGAUGCUUGUGCCUUACACAUUGUCGCUCUUCGGCCUUGACAUCAUCGAGGAAAUAUAGACAUAUACCAAUC